This is a messenger RNA of Scleropages formosus (Asian bonytongue), 3873 nucleotides long. It is a transcript of the gene usp48, whose product is annotated as ubiquitin specific peptidase 48. The record is from RefSeq and is a predicted model, not a curated record. Lineage: Eukaryota; Metazoa; Chordata; Actinopteri; Osteoglossiformes; Osteoglossidae. The transcript has 27 exons. Gene Ontology annotation, molecular function: cysteine-type deubiquitinase activity; protein binding; cysteine-type endopeptidase activity. Gene Ontology annotation, cellular component: nucleus; cytosol. Gene Ontology annotation, biological process: protein deubiquitination. The coding region runs from base 577 to 3717 and encodes 1046 amino acids.
GCCGUGGACAAGUUUGAAAGUGAAUGAGGAAAUAUUUGUUAAAAUACGGAUGUGCGUCGGUCUAGUCGAAACAAAUCGAUAAUUCUGUAGAAAAUACAUGCACGUGUAAAAAGUACGUGUACUAUAAACUCGUGUAAGGUUAGAAGAAAGCUUUUCUUUUUUUAAAAUCCCAGUAGCUAAAACUGGGGGUGACUGGUUGUUGUCGCUGAUCUCGCUCGGUCUUGUGCAUAUAUAAUAUUAGCUGACGUGCUCUUUCUUAAUAUUUGUUACGUGGUAUAAAACAUCAUUCUUGGUCAGCAAAUGAUCAUGUCGAACAGUCCCUUCGUUUUUAGCCGUAGUAUUUUAUUGGCGGCGACCACUUGCGAGCAGCAUCAUGUGCUGUUGUAUUGAUAACAUUUAUAUUUUGUGAGGCAGAUAUGAGCCUUUCGUAGUCCUAGGGCAAGGAAGGAAGGACGGAGAAGUUUAACAAAGCAGACUGGUGGGGGAAAGACGCCUCCCGAUCGCUCAGUGAGUGAGGAAGUCGCUUGUGUUUCUGGAUGUGUCUGAGUCCUGCUGCUGGGCCGCCCUUGUUGCAGAAUGGCUCCUCGGCUGCAGCUGGAGAGAGCCGCCUGGCGCUGGGUGGACACGGUGAAGCCCGAGGAUGUGACAGAGGAGCACAUAGAGAUGGCAUAUCGCAUAAGAGUCCCGGCGUGCAAGAGGGGCGCCUGCAGAAAUUGUAAAGGAAAUCCAAACUGUCUUGUUGGCAUUGGAGAACAUGUCUGGUUGGGUGAAAUUGAUGAAAAUUCGUUCCAUAACAUUGAUGACCCAAAUUCCGAAAGGAGAGACAAGAACAAAUUUGUUGGGCUGACAAACCUGGGGGCCACCUGUUACGUCAACACAUUCUUACAGGUGUGGUUUCACAAUCUAGAAUUGCGGAAAACCCUGUACAUGUGUCAGAAUUCACGAGCUGAGGAGCACAACCUGGACUCAGAUUAUGAGCCUCAGACUAUAUGUGAGCAUCUGCAGUACCUGUUUGCAUUGUUGCAGAAUAGUAACAGACGAUACAUUGAUCCCUCGGGUCUGGUGAAGGCACUGGGUCUGAAUACAGGACAACAGCAGGAUGCUCAGGAAUUUUCAAAGCUCUUCCUGUCUCUUUUGGAAGAUACACUUUCAAAACAGAAGAACCCCAAUCUCCAUAAUGUAAUACAGCAGCAGUUUUGUGGGCAGUUUGCAUAUGUUACUGUAUGUAACCAAUGUGGCCGUGCAUCUCUGCUUCCAUCCCGCUUUUAUGAAUUGGAGCUCAACAUCCAGGGACAUAAGCAGCUCACCGACUGUAUCACUGAGUUUCUUAAGGAGGAAAAGUUGGAAGGGGACAAUCGUUACUUCUGUGAGAACUGUCAGAGUAAGCAGAACGCUACCCGCCGCAUCAAACUGCAGACCCUCCCACGAACUCUCAAUUUGCAGCUGAUGCGUUUUGUCUUUGACAGACAAACUGGUCACAAGAAGAAACUGAACACCUUCAUCAGUUUUCCAGAGAUCUUGGAUAUGGGACCAUUUUUGGAGCAAAAAGAUACAAAGUGUUUGUAUGAGCUCAGCGCUGUGCUUAUUCACCGGGGAGUGAGUGCCUACUCUGGUCACUACAUUGCUCACGUGCGUGAUUCUCGCACCAGUGACUGGUACAAGUUCAACGAUGAGGAGAUUGAAAAAAUGGAGGGCAAAAAACUGCAGCUUGGAAUCGAGGAAGACAUUGCUGACACAAAGUCCCAGGCACGCAAACCAAAGUGCAGUAAAGGCUACCACUGCUCUCGUAAUGCUUACAUGCUGGUGUACAAGCAGUGGUCUGAAUAUGAUGGUAAUCAAAAAGAGGUUACUGAAGAAGUACCAGCCUUCCUUCAGAGGUUGGUGGAAAGGGACAACAAAAAAUUUGAGGAGUGGUGCAAAGAAAUGGCAGACAUGCGGAAACAAAGCGUUGACAAGGGCAAAGCCAAACAUGAAGAGGUGAAGGAGCUCUACAAAUUGUUACCUGCGGAAGACGGUAAACUUUUUGAGUUUGUUCCCUUGGACUGGCUGAAAAACUGGCUUGAUGAUGCCACUGCUACAAAGUCUAUUGACAACCUAAAGUUUCUCUGUACUCAUGGAAAACUACACCCAGACAAAAUUGGAGAGGUAAAGCGAAUAUCACUGAAGGCUGCAGACCAUUUCUUUAAACGAUAUGGAGGGAGUCCCAGACUAGACAGAUCAUCCCUCUGCAAAGACUGUGUGGUACAGCGAUGUAGAGUACUACGGCUCAAGAACCAGUUAAAUGAAGACUACAAAGACAUUUCCAACCUUGUAAAAAUUCCAGUUAAAAGUAACCAGGGGUUUUGGGUGGGAAAAGCCUCCUUGCGGAGCUGGAGGCAGUUAGCUCUAGAGCAGUUAGAAGAGGAUGAAGAGGAAACCAAACACACCAAUGGAAAAACAAAUGGGGAAGGACUAGAUAUUUCUGCAGACAAAGGUUUAGAGAGCAAAGAACAGCAAAAUGAUGAAGAGAUGAAAACUUUCAAUGAAGACAUUGUUUGUGUGCAUGGGAGCUUGUCCAUAUCAGACGGUGAGAAGAGGCUGGUCUCUGAUGAAGUGUGGAACAGGAUUAAGGUGUACUUCCCAAAAGCCCCAGAAUUCACCUGUCAGCAAGAACCCUGUCAGCAAUGCAUAAUGCUGGACAGGGAAGGCAAGGAAAACGAAGCAUUGAACAAGAUGAUAGCCAAUGAGCAGAAAGCAAACCUCCUAAAUCUCUUCCAAGAGAAAAAUCGUCCAACUCUUCAGAAAUGGCCUCAGGACACAGAAGUUCUUUAUAUUGUUUCCUUAUUUUUUGUGGAGGAGUGGAAAAAGUUUAUCAGGAAACCUGCAAAGGGCAACCCUGUUUCCAGUGUUGGUAACAGUGUUCUGCUGUGUCCACACGGAGGCUUCAUGUUCACCUAUGACUCAAUGGUGAAAGGUGAUGCUCAGCAAAUAGUUCUGCUGUGGCCAGGUGAAUGGGAUGUCAUAAGGAGACACUUUCUGGUGGAUCAAGCAAUUUCCAUUUGCAGGCUAAGUGAAAAGACCCAGAACACCAUGAAUGCACAAUACCGUACUCAACCAGACUUGUGCAAGGACUGCAGAGAGGGUUUGAUCUUCCAACAGCAGAGAGACAUGCGGGAGUACACACAAGCCACUGUGUACAUCCGUAAAGUUGUGGACAAUAAAAGGAUCAUGAAGGAAGCAGUACCUGAGCUUAAUGCAAGUGGCUCGGAUGCUGAAGAUGAGAAAGAGGUUGCUAAAGUGAAAGGUGAAAGUGAUCCUGACUUUUAUCAGUCAGAGGAUGGGGCAAAGCGGCAGAAGCUGAAAGAUUCCUGUUACACCUCCAGUGGGAAUUUGAUCACGCCUGCCAUUCCACAGAAAUCUGGCAUAAGGAGGAGUGCACGGCACCGCAAGCUACGUGGAGAAAAAGCACUUAUUGUCUCAGCGAACCAGACACUUAAAGAGCUCAAGAUACAGAUUAUGCAUGCAUUCUCUGUGGCCCCAUUUGACCAGAAUCUCACUAUAGAUGGAAGACAUUUAACAGAUGACUCUGCCACCUUGGGUAGUCUAGGUGUGAUUCCAGACAGUAUAAUCUUUUUAAAGGCUGAUGAACCCAUAGCAGAUUAUGCAGCAAUGGAUGAUGUUUACCAAGUCUGUAUGCCUGAAGAAGGAUUUAAAGGUACUGGCCUUCUUGGACACUAAAAGAAAACAUUGCCAUUGAAGUUGAGACGACUGUACUUAGACCAAAAAGUUUAAAUUAGAUGAAAAUGGCAGCUGGUACUUUUGAUUUUUGUUACUUUGUUGUAUUUUUGUUGACUGUAAUUUACAGUUUUCCCUAUUUUCAGUGUUUGCCUGCUU